UAAAGCCAGAGACAUGACGACAAAUGCCAAUAAAACUUCGGAUGGGCAUGUUUUAACGGAAAUGAAUGAAGCACCUACAAAUGACAAACCCAAAACCUUGGUAGUGAAAGUGCAGAAGAAAAAUGAUGUCCCUGAACGAGAAACUUGGGGAGGAAAAUUUGACUUUCUUCUGUCGUGCAUUGGGUAUGCAAUCGGACUGGGAAACGUGUGGAGAUUUCCUUAUCUCUGUGGAAAAAACGGUGGAGGAGCCUUCUUAAUUCCAUAUUUUUUGACCCUGAUAUUUGCUGGAAUGCCCUUGUUUUUCCUGGAGUGUGCCCUCGGUCAAUACACGUCAAUCGGCGGACUCGGAGUCUGGAAGCUGGCCCCGAUGUUCAAAGGUGUUGGCCUGGCAGCUGCUGUUCUGUCUUUCUGGCUAAACAUUUACUACGUCGUAAUUAUUGCAUGGGCCAUCUUCUACCUGUAUAACUCCUUUACUGCAGAACUUCCAUGGAAAUCAUGUAACAAUCCAUGGAAUACAGAGAAAUGCUACUCAAACCACAGCAUUGCGGACACGACAAAUCUUACCAGUGCUGUCAUGGAAUUCUGGGAGCGCAAUAUGCACCAGAUGACCGAUGGUCUGGAGAAGCCAGGACACAUUCGAUGGCCGCUGGCAGUAACCCUGGCUAUUGCCUGGGUCCUUGUGUAUUUCUGUAUCUGGAAAGGAGUUAGCUGGACUGGAAAGGUUGUGUACUUCUCUGCCACAUACCCCUAUAUAAUGCUGUUCAUCUUGUUUGUCCGGGGAAUAACACUUCCUGGAGCAAAAGAUGGAAUCCUCUUCUACGUUACACCAGACUUCACCAAACUUAAAGAGUCAGAGGUGUGGCUCGAUGCUGCUACUCAGAUUUUUUUCUCCUAUGGUUUGGGCCUGGGGUCAUUGAUUGCUCUUGGGAGCUACAACACUUUCAACAACAAUGUGUACAGAGACUCUGUCAUUGUAUGCUGCAUCAAUUCCUUCACCAGUAUGUUCGCUGGCUUCGUCAUCUUCUCCAUUGUCGGCUUUAUGGCAAAUGUCACAAAGAGGCCAAUUGCCGAUGUGGCUGCUUCUGGUCCUGGUUUGGCUUUCUUGGCGUAUCCAGAAGCUGUGACGCAGUUACCUGUAUCUCCACUGUGGGCAGUUCUGUUCUUCUCCAUGCUCCUUAUGCUUGGAAUUGACAGUCAGUUCUGCACUGUGGAAGGCUUCAUCACAGCCCUGGUGGACGAGUUCCCAAAGCUGCUGAGAACAAGGAGAGAGCUCUUCAUUGCUGGGGUCUGCCUUGUUUCCUAUGUGAUUGGUCUCUCUAACAUCACACAGGGUGGCAUCUACGUAUUCAAGCUGUUUGACUACUAUUCGGCCAGUGGAAUGUGUUUACUGUUCUUAGUGUUCUUUGAGUGCAUUUCUAUCUCUUGGUGCUAUGGUGUCAACAAGUUCUAUGACAAUAUCAAGGAGAUGAUUGGCUAUAAGCCGUGCAUCUGGUGGAAGCUGUGCUGGGUGGUGUUUACUCCUCUCAUUGUAGCUGGGGUGUUCCUCUUCAGCGCUGUCCAGAUGGUCCCCCUCACCUUGAACAACUACGUGUUUCCAGCUUGGGGACAGGGCGUGGGCUGGUCCAUGGCACUGUCUUCCAUGGUGCUCAUACCAGGAUACAUGGGCUACAUGUUCCUCACGCUCAAGGGCACCUCCAGAGAGCGUUUUAGAAUAAUGAUUCAGCCUGUGGCCAUCAUCAAAGUCCAGGAAAAUGGACCGGAGCCCCAGACAGAGAGUUCCAACCCUGCUAAUGAGGAAGCUUAUAUAUAAAUACCUUUUUAAAAACCACCUUUAAGUCAGAAAGCAUAAUCAUGGUUCAAUGAGACAAUGGACUUCUGUAUCAAAAUAAUAAAAUCCUACCUCCUGGAACGAAAUGAGACCAACCUGAAAACAACUGUUUCACAUUUAUUUUGCAUUAGUAAUGACUAAGCCAGCCAUAUCAUACUAAUUGCUAAUAUCGUGUAACAGCUUGACUGUUAGUGUAUCUAACCUGAGUUAAACCAUAAUCAGAAAUAUUGUAACUGGGAUUAAAACUAAACUUUAUUUACCUGACACAAUUCAGUCUAAAUACAAAUUCUAGCAUAUAAAUUAUAUGUGUGUUAAGGUAAAUAAUAUUACUGUCAAGAGAAUACUUAAGAAUAGAUUAGGUUUGAUUAUAGUACUCACAAGGAAAUUUAUGUAUUAAUCAAUAAGUAAGUAAAAGCAAAAAAUGAAUGACAGAAGUUAAAUUUUUCUACACCCAGGACUGUGUGAAAGCCAAGGCAAUGUUUUGUGUAUACUCGCAUAUAUCAUGCUAUUCCAAGACAAUAUUUGUUAGCUAGCCAUAUAAUCUUGGGAAGCCUCCUUAUUAUCAUAGCCAGCAAGAUUUCACCUUGUUAGUGUAUACAGGAGAGAGAAAGUGUCUCACACAAUUUUAGAACCGCUAGGUGAUGCUUAUGGAAGACUGUUACAAAUUUAUAUUGAUUGUCUAAUGAAAUAAAUAACUCUAUGUAUGACCAAUUUUUUGUGCAAAUUUUAAAUACAUUUUCUAUUUUAAGGUUUAAAGUAUUUAAGGACCAAAAUCUCACAAACUGAUCUGCAACAUGCAACAUCUCACAUUUGAUGAGACUUAACCAAACUGGUCAGACAGCACUGCAGAGGCACACCCAGACUCCCAGUACAACAGUCCCACAGUAAUGUUUAGUGUAACAUGCUUGCCAUUCUUCAGGAUCAAAGGAUGUAAACAACCAAAAUGUCUUCUAAAAAACCACCAGAGAUUAACACUGUGAGGACCUUCAGCAUUCAAGCAAUAGAUUCAAUAGACAGUAUAGUAGAGUCAUAGGACUAUGCAGUUUAUUCUAGAGCAGUGGUUCUCAAACCCUUUUGUUCCACAGCACAUAAUAAUGAGGUUCCCAAGGUACAUCAUUGCUGUGUUACCCCCUAGUCCAUUCCUGUAUAGUCAAUGGUGUCACAUCAUCACAUGAAUGAACAGGCACAGAUCAGGUAAACCUAAUUAUAUGACAAAUGACUUGUUUGGCAAUAUUCCUUGUUUUGUCGGCAAAGAAUUGGUAUACUCCAAGUGAAACAAUACUUCAAUUUGUAAAUACUGUUAUUGUUGAUUGUAGCUAAUCCUGUGUAUACAUUGUAAAUAAAAAUGUUCAUUUUUU
Molecule: messenger RNA, 3186 nt
Organism: Paramormyrops kingsleyae
Lineage: Eukaryota; Metazoa; Chordata; Actinopteri; Osteoglossiformes; Mormyridae
Product: sodium- and chloride-dependent GABA transporter 1-like
Biological process (GO): nitrogen compound transport; neurotransmitter transport; amino acid transport
Cellular component (GO): cell surface; axon; plasma membrane
Molecular function (GO): gamma-aminobutyric acid:sodium:chloride symporter activity
Source: RefSeq, a predicted model, not a curated record